Molecule: messenger RNA, 1380 nt
Organism: Colletotrichum tamarilloi
Lineage: Eukaryota; Fungi; Ascomycota; Sordariomycetes; Glomerellales; Glomerellaceae
Product: dTDP-glucose 4,6-dehydratase
Exons: 4
Biological process (GO): nucleotide-sugar metabolic process
Molecular function (GO): dTDP-glucose 4,6-dehydratase activity
Source: RefSeq, a predicted model, not a curated record
CCCGACACCGACCAGUCCGCACGACUUUCCUCAACCUCUCUCACACGCACACAACCAAACGACACGCCAAUUUACAACAGAGAUACCGUUCCGACCGUCGAAAUGACUCAACUCAACGGCCAGAACCGCGCGCCGAGCACCUACAGCAAUGGUCACGGCAAGUUCUUCCAGGAUGGAGGUAUUUGGAAGGAGGCGCCCUUGCUCAAGGGUACCACCAAGUUUGAGCCUCUUCCCGAUGUCAAGAACAUCAUGAUUACUGGCGGCGCAGGCUUCAUCGCAUGCUGGCUCGUCCGUCAUCUCACUCUCACUUACCCCGACGCAUACAACAUCAUCUCAUUCGACAAGCUGGAUUACUGCUCAUCACUGAACAACACUCGGGUUCUGAAUGAGAAGUCAAACUUCACCUUUGUCCACGGCGACAUCACCAACCCCACAGAAGUCCUUCACUGCCUGAAGCGGUACAACAUUGAUACCGUCUUCCACUUUGCCGCCCAAUCACACGUCGAUUUGAGUUUCGGUAACUCAUAUGGAUUCACUCACACCAACGUGUACGGCACCCACGUUCUGCUUGAGAGCGCCAAGAGCGUCAACAUCAAGCGCUUCAUUCACAUCUCUACUGAUGAGGUCUAUGGCGAGGUGAACGAUGACGAUGACGACCUCCUCGAGACCAGCAUCCUCGCACCCACGAACCCUUAUGCUGCCUCCAAGGCUGCCGCCGAGAUGCUUGUCCAGUCCUACCAGAAGAGCUUCAAGCUCCCCGUUAUCAUCGUGCGCAGUAACAACGUUUACGGACCGCACCAGUUCCCCGAGAAAAUUAUUCCCAAGUUCAGUUGUUUGCUGAACAGAGGCCAGCCCGUCGUCCUCCACGGCGACGGAAGCCCCACCCGUCGCUACCUGUUUGCUGGCGACGCGGCCGAUGCAUUUGACACCAUCCUCCACAAGGGCCAGAUGGGUCAAAUCUACAACGUCGGAUCCUACGACGAGAUCUCCAACAUUGACCUCUGCAGCCAUCUCCUCAAGGAGAUGAAGAUCCCCUUCUCUACGACGGACGAGUUCAAGAAGUGGGUUAAGUACACACACGACCGUCCCUUCAACGACCACCGCUACGCCGUCGACGGCACCAAGCUGCGCCAGCUCGGCUGGGACCAGAAGACGAGCUUCGCCGACGGCCUGCGUAUCACUGUCAACUGGUACCGCCAAUUCGGCGAGGAGUGGUGGGGUGACAUCACCUCCGUUCUCACGCCUUUCCCUGUCGUCCAGGGACUGGAUGUCUCUGCGGACCAGGAGCCCGUGGCCGACUCACCGCCUACUCCCGAGUCGAAGAAGAGAAAGGUGAUUGAUGGUGUCAACGGCACCAACGGCCACUCUGUUAGAGCAUAG